AUGCUGAUGAAUUCAUCCUUGAAUCAUUUCGAUAGGGCAUUUGUAUCCACUACUGACCAAAGUUUUAUCCAAUUCAUUGAACAAAAUACUCAAGAUCCAGGUCAAAGGUGUAUGAUUCCUGCUUGUGUUUUUUCUAAAAGUAAUGAUGAUUUAAGAAGGAAUUUACAACUACUAGUAACUGAUUCGAUCCGAUUACUUCCUUCCGAUGAUCAAGUUAGAAAACUUAUUUCGAUUUACUUAAACAUUUGUGAGACAAAUUAUUUUUAUGUUCAACAUCUGAGAUUCUACAAAGAGGUGGAUGAUUUUUUAGAAAGAAAGAGCUUGGGAGAUUUGGAAUAUUUGACUACAAAUUGGUCAACUCUAGCUUUAUUAUUAAUCAUGUUGGCUAUUUCAAGUGGUUUUGAAUUUAUUGCUGAUAAUUCAGAAAUGCCAAAAGUAACGCCUAAUACAACUCCAGGAUUGGUAUAUUAUUAUAGUGCCUUACCUUUUACUGGAUUUUUACUUGACUUGAAAGCACUUGAAAGUAUUCAAGCUUUGAUCAUGUUUGGGGUAUUUAUGACGACAAAUAAAUUAGAAAACUUUCAAUUGAUUGAUGGUGGGUACAUGUUUAUGAAUUUGGCAUUGGAAAUUGCAGUAGCAAAUAAAUUACAUUUGAAAGAGACAUACAAGAAUCAUUCUAAAGUUGAUCAAGAAGUUUACAAACGACUUUGGUGGACUUGUUAUACGAUGGAAAGACGACAUGGGAUUAACAUUGGUAAAGCAGAAUCAAUUUCACCAGAAGAUAUUACCGUGGACUUCCCUGAAGAUAUGCCUGAAUUUUACAACAGCUUGGGUUACAGUAAUCAUCUUAGUCAAAUUUCAACCAUUCAGAUUAAUUUCAUAUAUCGUGAUAUCAUGCAAUCAUUUUAUUCAACAACUAAAUCUAAAAAGGAUACAAAAGUUUCAAUUGAUCCUAAACUUAUAAGAAAACUAGUUGAAGAUUUAGAAGAAUGUAAAUUGAAUUUUCCAGAUUAUGCUAAAAUUGAUAAUCUUGAUCCAAAUGCACCAAGAUACAGAGGUUGCAUUCAUUUGAAUCAGUUUUACUAUUUGGCAAAGAUCUACAUUGGUAAGCCAUUUCUACUAUACAAAGUUGAAAACUACAAACGAUUGAACGAAAAUAAUGGAUACGAAUCAGCAUUUGUUGAUCAUUUGUCCUCAAUUUGUAUCGAUGCUGCUUUUUGUUGUGUUGAAUUGUUAUCUGAAUUGCAAAAAUACAACAAAUUGGGAUUGUUUUCAUGUACUGAUAUUAAUGUUUGUAAUAUCGCUUUAUUUGCCAUUCUUGUCUUUUUAAAAAUUGAUAGAUCAGAGACAACAUUAUUAUUCUUGAGGAAAGGUUUAAGUAUUUUAAAAAUUAUGUCUGACGGAAGUGCAAGUGCAAAACUGGCAUUGCAAAAAUUACAGAAGCUAGAUAAAUUGGUUUCCGAUUUAUCUGAAUUAGAUGAUUUUGAAAAGGACAUAAAACCACAUAGGGUGUUAGGAGAUCAUGAAUCUGCUUCAAAAUCCUUUCCAAUAGACAUUUCAAAUCAAGAUCAAUUAUUAGAGUUUGGUAAUUUAGGAACUGGUGAUACCGAUGCUAAUUUAAUUGGUUAUAUGCAUACGCAACAGAAUUUCUUCAACGAUAUGGGUGAUUUCUUACUAUCUGUCGAUGAUGAUAUAUUUGAUCAGUUAAAGCUACUGGGAUUUGUAGAGUAA
This is a messenger RNA of Candida tropicalis MYA-3404, 1731 nucleotides long. RefSeq names its product Zcf24p (gene ZCF24). The record is from RefSeq and is a predicted model, not a curated record. The transcript has a single exon. Lineage: Eukaryota; Fungi; Ascomycota; Pichiomycetes; Serinales; Debaryomycetaceae. Gene Ontology annotation, molecular function: zinc ion binding; DNA binding. Gene Ontology annotation, biological process: DNA-templated transcription. Bases 1 to 1731 code for a protein of 576 amino acids.